AUGGAUUCACUCCCGGUGUCAUCAGCUGGUGGACAAGCCGCUGCCAUUGACGACGAAUUGAGAGGACUCACCCUGACAGUCUCUAGCAACACCGGUACUACCAUGGCUAUCCAAGAGGAAGAGUGCGGCCAGCGUGGUGCCCUUCAAGGUUUACAGCCGGAUCGUAGGGUCGCAAGUCUCCCUCCUGGUUGCAGAACUGGAGACAACGACUUCAUGUUCCGAGAGCAACAGCCCAUGUUUCCCUUCGACACCGUGAACAUCCUCGGUGCAAACACCGGCGGCGGCGUUUGCAGCGGCGGUGGUAACCGGGCGGCCGAUGACAGGAGUGAGAGCGGGACUCGCGCUUAUAGCAGCACCGGAGUGCGUGGAGGCAAGGGCCCCGUCUUUGCCGUAGGUAGCAGUGGAGGCGCUAGGGUUGCUGCCGGAGGUGCGGCAGGCGGGGGAGGAGACGUGCGAAGCAAGAAGAGGUCGGCUAGCAGAGGCAGUGGCCGCGACGGACUUGGAGUAAUGUCUGGCACCGCUAAGCUCAAGCCAAGACCUCGCAUCACUUCCACCGCCACGAAGCCGCGUGACGUCGCCACCGCCAAGGCAUCGUUGAGGACCGAGGCAGACAUCCAGGGAGUGGUGGACGAGAUAAAAAAACGUAAUCCGAACAACGGUGGGGGUCGGCAGGCAAAAGGAGGUCGCUGGACGGCUGAAGAGGACGACACUUUACGCAGCAUCGUGAGCCGCGACGGAGAGGGGAAGUGGAAGGAAAAGUCGGAGGAGCUCAACUACGUGAUGGCCAGCCACUACGAGGCCAUGGCCGCAGUCGCCACCGCCAAGGGCGAUCAUGCCGUACAGGAGUACGGAAGAGUCGCCGCGCAAUGCUUGCACAGGUGGAAGAAAGUUUUGCAACCGGGGUUAAACAAGCGACACUGGACCCCAGAAGAGGACGAAAUAGUUCGAGGGGCGGUAUUGAGCGCGCAGGCGAUCGGGGCGGUGAAGUGGAGCCUUGUGGCCGUGCUUCUUCCGGGAAGACUGGGCAAGCAGUGCCGCGAGCGCUGGUUUAAUCACCUCGACCCGACGGUAAAGAAGACGGAGUGGACACCUCAUGAAGACGAGGUGCUGUUCAAUGCGCAGGCGUUUUUCGGCACCCGCUGGUGCGAGAUCUCAAAGUUCCUUCCCGGUCGCACGGAAAAUGCCGUCAAGAACCGGUACAACUCCUCCGCGAGGCAGAAGUGGUUCAGCAGCCAACCCCAGGCAAACGGCCGCCCGGCCAACAAGAAGGCGGCUUCCAAGGCUUUCCUCGAUAGACUCAUGGACACGCUCGGAAAAGACGGCGGAGGAGGUGGCGAUGGCAACGGUGGCGAGGGUUUCUGCUCCGGUAGCAAGCGCACCCUGGAGCGGAACGCCAAGCCAACAAAGCCUAACCCGUUUUCCGGGCAGCUUCCUCGUUCCGCACUCCACUCGUUCUCCUCGCCAGGUAGCAAGCCGGCAAAGAGGCAAAGGGUUCAGCUGCCGGGCCUCCUCAACCAGCAGAACACCGGUUUCCUCGGCUCUUCUUCCCUGGCGGGAACACUCACCGGCCUCCCGUACACGACCAACGAUACCACUGCUGCCGCUGCUUCUGUCGCUGCUGGUACGCGCUACGCCGGCCUCGGCGGCGGGGCCAGCACUGGUGCCGGCGCCGCCGUCGGCACGAUUUCCACCGGCGACGAGCUGUCUGCGGCGAUCGUGACCGGCGACAAACAACGCGAGAAGAAGAAGCACCAGGUACAGAAACAGUCAAAGCGCAGCCACAAGCGCCGCAGCGAGAGGGCCGGCUCCAUGGUCACGGCGGCCCCAAGGGUCCGCAAUUCCCACGGGGGCAAGGUGUCUCGCCACGUAUUGAAAAAGACAGCACCGCACGGACCGCGGCUUGGCGUUCCGGCAGCUCUCGCCGUCCCUUCGUCCCAGCACGAAAACGUGAUCGGCAGUUACGGAAAUCGGGAACUGGAGGCGGCAGGAGCGGCGGGGAUACCGGGCGCGCACGAGCAACACCCCACGGUCGGUGCGAUGUCCUGUCUGGAGGAGGAAGGAGGGCUCAAGAACACGGCGCCGGGAAGGAACAACGGUAACAGCGCGGGGCUCGCGGGAGGCAGCUCGGCCGCAAGCUCGCCGAGCGAUUCGCCGGCGACGGAAGAACACGACCGCCAGUCAUGCGCAACCUGGCGUCCGGGGAGCGGCGGAAUACCUCAGUGGGGCAGCGUACGUGAUGGCGACGGCUUCAGCGACCAGAGGUACGGGAGCGCGGAGGAAACAACCUUUGCAGCGGAAGCGAUCGCGAACCCGAUCAAUGCAAAUAUUGGGAGGGAGGACGGAACCUUGACCCCGGCCGCCGCCGCCGCUGCUGCUGUUGCUGCCGUCAAGACUGAAGCGGCGCAAAGGUACUUGAGGGGGGAGUGGACUCUAACUUCGCAGCGACCGCUGCCAUUGUCUUGCGGGACCCCCAUCCCGCAAUUCCACCCGUACUUCGAGCUCGCCACGAAGAAGCACAGCAAUGACAGCAACAGCAUCAGCAACAGCUCCUUUUUGUGGGGCGCUGGCACUUCCGAUUCGUCGCCAUCAUCACCAUCAGUAUUCGCGUCUGUACUAGGCGGAAGCAACAGCAACAGCAGCAGGUCAAGCUCCACCAGCAAACUCAGCCGCAGGGGCGCCUUCCACGAUUACACGAGUCAGACGGCCAAUACCGUGCCUCCUAGCAACAAGACCGUAGAAGGAGAAACAGCUAUCAGCGUCAACACGAACGGCUCGCCGCCGCCUUUGAGCAUCUCGGAACUUGCGACCGACAACAACAACAAGAACAGCAGCAGCAGCAGCCACAUCCGUGCAGAGUCCUUCCUGGAAGACUUCCUCCUAGACGACGCCAAUCCCCCCGAGCUCUCGUUCGCGCCGUCCGAGGUUUGGGGGUUGGGUAGAAGGGUGGGCUUGGGGAACGACUCGCGCAGCUCCUCCGCCACGUCAAUGAUGAUGAUGAUGAUGUUCGGCGUCGGCGUUGGCGCUUCCGGGCUGUUCAGCGGUGUAGGGGUUCCCCCCGCCGUCGCGGACAAAACAGGGCACAAUGGUAACAAUGGCGAUAUCCAUCCCGCCCCAUUGAUGCCGAACAAUCAGCGUGCGAGCAGCGGCAGCGGCGACGGUGGCAGUAGCACUGGCAUCUCCAGCAGUGCGACCGGUAGCGGCGGUAGCGUCGGUGUCAGCAGCUUGCCUUCUUCGCCCUCUACCGUCGCUUCCGCCCGCACGACGCCCAUCAGCGUACCACUCGUCCCACGCGUCCAAGGCCAGGAAGGUACCCCGCCGACGGUCUGGCAGGCUACCAACAAAGGACGCCAGGCACAAAAGGAUCCGACACCGGAACCCUUCAUCGGAUCUUCGGCCAACGGCCACUAUCCGCAGGGGAUGGCACCGUUGCCGCUGCCGUUCACGACACCCGUUCCCGCCACCGGCGCUCGUUCAUCGCCCCCCGUGGGAGAAGCGAUGAUGGCAUUGUCGGCAACCUCGCCCGCGAUCUGGACCGCGUUUUCGUCCUACCCCGCGGUCCCACCGCCUUUCUCGUGGCAAGGGGAGCGCGGUCCGAUCCCUCCGAGCGUCACCGCAGGCACCGUAGUGGGCGGCGGUGGUGGCGCGGACCAUGGCACGGGGAAGCAGCAUCAGCACACGUCGCCCGGCCAGCAGGCAGUGACUGACGAUACGGUGGUAUGCCCGAGUGAUGCUAGCGGUGCUAGCUGUGCUAGCCUCAUCGACGGACAGCAACAGCAACAGAGCCACCUGCCCCUCAAAGGCCAAGUGUCUAGUGGCCCCGCUACACCUCAUUGCGGCAAGGGAGGCAACGGCGGCGGCAUCGACCGCGGUUGUGACUUAAGAAACCGGUCGACCGCAUCACUAGCUAAGCCACGUUUGCCGACGGGUGCGGCGGUCGAUGCCCUCACCCCUGGUGGUGGCGCUUGCUGUGGCGGCAGCGGCGGCGGUGGCGGUGGCGGUACGGCCGACGGUGACCAGGUGACCGCCACAAGCUUGGACGAAGACCCGGACACCAACGGUCGUGUCAGUCUGCAUCGGAAAGCUCAGCACCAACCACCCGCGUACGUACGCUCCAGGAGACCUCCUCCCACGACCAGAGUUGCGGAGGAACCCGCUCUGCCACACUUUUCUGCUGGCGCUGAGCUACAGAGAGCAGGGCCCGCCCCAAUCAAAGAGCCCGUGGUCGUUAUCGAGCCUUCCGUCCUGCCCGGAAGCAACUAUGGCGACAGCAGCUCCCGGCCGUUCCAGCCGCUGUUGAGCGUCGACGAAGACGCCACCACUACCACCGCCGCCUCCACCCACGACCGUUUUGAGCACGUUGGCUGCCUGAAGUUGACGGAGGAAGAGAUGAUCUCCCUCGGGAGGAUCGAGACCAAGGCCGAAGCUGACAUCAUCCCGGGGGUGUUCGGCAGGGAUGACAUGACCCCGCAGCAAUGUGCUGUAAUUUGCGAGGGCGGGGGGCAAGAUGGCUUCGCGGUCACCCGAGGCGACCUGUGCACCUGCUUUGCGGAAGCAGACGCCGGGAUCUUCGAGGACAGGAAGGGUGGUGUAUGCGAUGCCCCCUGCACCGGCGACAGCUCGCAGCCAUGCGGCGGAGUUGGCUCGUUCGACGUGUACCGGCUGAGCCUCACAGGAGGCCGCGACCGGAACCAGCUCCCUCGCCACGCCACCGUCACGGUCGAAAGCACCGGAUUGCCCGUGAACGAUGAAACCACCACCACUGCCGACUUCACCGACGGCGACGCAAAGACCAACGACAAUAUUCGCCAGGGGACAGUGAAAGUCAAGACCUUCGUCAGCUGGUGGAGGCCACGCCAGCUCACCCUGGUCGACGCUUCAACCCUGAAGCUGUGCAAGAUGGCCCGCGGAGGAGGGGUCAAGUCCUGCCAGGACAUGCCCUUGGAUAGUUCGACCGAGGUGGUACGGGUCGAGGGUAAGCACGGGAGGCCCAGGAAGGACGGACGCUUCGUGUUCCGUGUUUCGACAGGAGUUCCUAGAGGUCUGACGAACAAACGGUGGGAGCUCGAUGCGGGAAGCUCCGCAGAUUUGGACAAGAGGAUGUCGGUCCUAGAGGGUGUCACAACGCGCGAUUUCGAGAAGGAGGCAGAUUUUUUCUGGGACACUCCGCGGGCGGGUGACUUGGGGGACUCGUUCAAGUUCUCCACGGAGCUCGGGCCAUUCACGUUCGCCCCCACGCCCGCCUUCCGUGGCGACAGCAUUUCUGUCGAUGACUACCCGCUCAUCCCCGGCCAGUUCCUCUCGACGGCACCGGUCGUAAACUCCGCCAACCUGGAGGUGACGGAGGUCGGGGACCUCAUUCUGCGGCAGGGCGACAUCCCGGCGUACCCGACUAACGACACACCGCUGUGGGCCCACCGUGUUACGGGGUCGGUCGGGUACACCGCCAGCGGGGGGCUAGGGUGCGCUCUGGAGGCGUGGUGGGAGAGGGCCACCAACGGCGGAGAAGACAUGGGUAUCCCCGUCCACUUGGCCGUGAAGAACGGCAGGUGGAGGGUCGGCAGGGGUUGGAUGUGCACCCUGGGACGAAGCCCCAGGGUGGCGGGAGGGUGGAGGGUCCACCUCCCGUGGGACUCCCACGGGAAGGCCCUGAAGGCAGCGUCGCUUCAGGGGCAAUGA
Messenger RNA from Ectocarpus siliculosus, 5676 nucleotides. The record is from the annotation of a GenBank genome assembly. Lineage: Eukaryota; Phaeophyceae; Ectocarpales; Ectocarpaceae.